This is a messenger RNA of Sycon ciliatum, 3401 nucleotides long. Its product is annotated as anoctamin-8-like. The record is from RefSeq and is a predicted model, not a curated record. The coding region runs from base 168 to 2354 and encodes 728 amino acids. The transcript is spliced from 14 exons. NCBI's taxonomy places the organism in Eukaryota, Metazoa, Porifera, Calcarea, Leucosolenida, Sycettidae.
UCGCGAAACCAACACCCUCAAAUCGUUCAGCAGUGUGACUACGGUAUUUUUGUAGUCGGUGGCACACGUACUGUACUGCUGUGUGUGCAAGAAGGAGAAAUGCCUGUGAACUGAAAAUAAUCAUCACAAUACAGUUGCUGAACGAUUUUACUUACGUUCGAUCGACUAUGGACUCAUCCUGGCGCAGGCGCCUGAAGCACACGCAAUCGGAGUUGCAACAGCGGGCAUUGGACAAUCUCUGGUCGUCGAUUCGACCAACUGCUGUGGGACGCACGGUUUCCAAGGUGCGUGCUGACUUCAAGACCUAUCAGGGCCUCAUGGACAAUGCCUCGCUUGAUUCGUCCCUUUCUGUGGUGAUUGCAUUCAAGCGGAAGGCCAGCCCGGAGAUGCAAAAGUGGAUUCAGGCCAAGAUUGCAAAGGAUGCACCUGAAUUGAUUGUCGAAUCCCUGCGCUUCACGUACCGGCAACGGGAUGCUCUACUUGUGGGAAUCUCAGAUGAAGGAAUGUGGAUCGGCGCAGAGGAGAAGAUGCUGGAAAAGAAGGUCAAGGUGGAGUUCGGUGGAGGGUUGCGACGAUUCACCGUACAGGACAGGGAAUGUUUUGUAGACUCUGACUCGGUCAGGAGUUUCUUCUCAACGAGUGAAGUGCAGGCGAUGAUUGCAUACUUUCUCAGCAAUGUUCGGCUAGCGGAACGCGAGACGUGCGACACAUAUUCCUUUAACCCUGGAACGGCCGUCUUGCCACAAUGCAAGGUGAAGGGUCUUGUCAGCCAAGCCUUCCCUCUGCAUUCUAAAGCAGAGCUGGAGUCGCUCCGAAAUCGCUGGGCUAAGCGCAGGAUCAUGACCUUCUCACAGCCCAUCUCGGCUUGCGGUGGAGGUUCAGUGCGUGACUAUUUCGGUCAGAAGAUAGCGUUCUACUUCUCCUGGUUACAGUUCUACACCCUGUCCUUGAUCGCCCCAGCAGUGUUUGGCAGUCUGCUCUACAUGACACUGUACAGUACGGAUGACAAAGCACAGGAGAUGAAAUACCAGUGUGCCGUGGCAAUCACCCUAUCACUGUUCAACGUCAUCUGGAGUUCGGUCUUCCUGGAGAUGUGGAAGCGCCGCUCCAGCGAGAUUGCCUACAGCUGGGGCGUGCUGGAGUCGAAAUUAACAUGCACUGACACAAUAAACCCAUACUUCAAGAGUACUCUGGGACCUUGCCCAGUCACUGGCACAAUGCAACUACAGCCACUCAGCUUUGUGGAGCGAGCCAAGAGACAGUGUGUCACAAUACCAAUUCUCCUUGUUGCUCUCAGCGUGUCCAUUGGGGCUAUGCUGGUUACGUACAGGAUUCGCGACUACAUUGAGACCAAUUAUUCACGAGAUUCGUUUGUGGCAGCUAUCCCACAGAUAAUGCUAUCUGUUGUUAUCGUGGGGCUGAGCACCAUCUACAGAAAGCUUGCUUCAUGGCUCACAAUGUAUGAGAAUCAUCGGCUAAAGCUGGAAUUUGACAAUUCGCUCGUCACUAAGCUGAUAGUGUUUCAGUUCAUCAACAGCUUCAUGACUCUAUUCUACAUUGCAUUCUGGCGUCAGGACUUGGACGAACUGAAGACUCAACUUGCAGCAUUCCUGGUCACUCGCCAACUGACAAGCAUUGCCAAGGAGAUGGCUCUUCCGUACGCCAAGCAGUAUGCAAAGAAAGUCUACCUAGUGGAGAAGUCUAAGCAGCAGCAGCAGCAGCAACAGAGAGAUGUGUCCAUUGACGAAGAGGAAGACCUGGAAGAGGGCAGUGGCAGCGGUGACAGCGAAGAGACUAGGACCACACUAUCUACACCUGAACUGGAAAGUGUGAUGGGAUACUAUAGUGAUACAGUGGAUGACUACAUGGAGAUGUGGAUCCAGUUUGGAUAUGUGGUCCUGUUUUCGGGUGCCUUCCCGCUUGCAGGACUGCUUGCGUUCGCCAACAAUCUUCUCGAGAUGCGCACUGACUCUUUCAAGCUGUGCUUCAGCCUGCAGCGACCAUUUGCACAGGAUGCUAGAGAUAUAGGCAUCUGGCAGCUAGCUUUUGAAAUAUUGGGCUACGUAGCAGUGGCUGUGAACUGUGCCAUGCUGCUGGUGUUUGGAGGAUUUGAUCAGUGGUUGCCUGGAUUCACCCUCAUACAGAUCAUGGUCAUACUUGUGGUAGUGGAGCAUAUUUUCCUAGCUAUCAAGGUAGCAAUCAUGAUAGUCAUUCCCGACGUGCCACUCUGGGUGACUAUGGAGCUGGCACGUACCCAUCAUGUACAGCAAGAAGCUCUGUUGCGGGAGUGGCGACAGUCGCAGGAAAGGGUAUCUGGUGGUACCGGUGCAGCAACUAACGAACAACAUAACUGAUCAUUUCCUCUUCUGCUUCUACCAGUGUCGACGAAGACAAUUAGUGACUGGUCAUUCCAUCACACACCCGGGCCUGCAGAUCAUCAUGCCAGUGUUAACCAUGGUAAACACACGCUGAUCAUCAUGUCGGAGUAAACUAACUAGUUCGUGAAGGAUAGGACAAUGGGACUCAGCAUACACAUCCUGACUGGACUGUAGAGCUGCAUCUGGCAGCUAUGAACGUGCCAAGCCACACUCCAUGUAGAGAUUUGUGCAUACAUCUCCAGCCAGUUCUUUCCCCAUCGGACACUCUGUAGGGGGAUGCUGGUGAUAGCAGUGGCUACUACUAUUACUAAACUAGUCUUGCUAAUCCAUGGCAAGUAGCCAUGGAAACAGUGACUACAUGGUUACAUUGUCUCAUGCUGCAUCACUGUCGUAGUUUGUCUUUGGAGGUAGGAGUAGUUGUGUCAGUGGUAUGUUUGCUGGAUUUGCACAAGCAGGGCCUCCACCUGUGCCAUGUGCCUUACGUUCAAGUCAGUCUCUUCAGUGGAGUGCCAGGCUAUGUUUGGUGGGAUGCUGAAGUACGCAUCGCUGAGUGCAUGGUCUCUUCCAGCUACUACUACUAUACAUCGUUACAGCCGCAGUAGAUGUAGCUUGCAUUGUUAUCAAAUUUUGUUCAUGGUAACUAGAUGCAGCCAUAGCGUAGCAUGGCCCACACCUGUAUAUGGUAGCAAGUUUACUGUGCUUUGUUGCUACCAUGGGUUUCAGUUCAGAUUCGAUGAACUGCUUUAGAGAUUAUCAGCAGCAUACGUGUAGCUCCUAGUAUGUAGCUUCAUCCAGUUGCAUGAUCACAUAUCUAGACUACACACAUUAAUUUUGCUCUUAUCAGCACUCGCCUCUCAUCACAGCGGAUUAAUUCUUACAGCAAUAUCAAUUUAUCAUCAGCAUCGCGCUCAAUUUGUGUAUUAAAAAUUUGACAACGAAUCUACCUGCAUAUACUUCACUCUCACCCACAAUGUUUGUAGCAGACAAACCGCAGACAAACCGUGUAUGGUGCUAUCCUGUGAA